Molecule: messenger RNA, 528 nt
Organism: Lotus japonicus
Lineage: Eukaryota; Viridiplantae; Streptophyta; Magnoliopsida; Fabales; Fabaceae
Exons: 1
Coding region: 1-528 (175 amino acids)
Source: RefSeq, a predicted model, not a curated record
AUGGAUGGGAAGAUAGCCUUAUUCAUUGUCUAUGUUGACGAUAUCGUAAUUACAGGAGACGAUUAUGACCAUAUCAAACAUCUCAAGAGUCUUUUAGCAAAAGAAUUUGAGGUCAAAGAUUUGGGCCAGCUCAAGUACUUUCUAGGGAUGGAAAUUGCUCGGACGAAGAAUGGCAUUUAUGUUUCUCAAAGGAAGUACACUCUGGAUUUACUUAAAGAAACAGGGAUGCUCGGAUGCAAAGCAGCUAAUACCCCCAUAGAGCCGGUCAAAAGAAGUGAAGAGGAAAGUAUACCAGCUGAUAAAGAUAGAUAUCAAAGUCUGGUUGGAAAAUUACUUUAUCUAACUCACACCAGGCCAGAUAUUGGCUUUGCUGUAAGCUUGGCUAGUCGCUACAUGUCAAACCCAACUGAGACUCACAUGAAGACUGUGAACAGAAUCCUCCAAUACCUAAAGGGAUCACCUGGUCGAGGACUUUAUUUUCAGAAGAACUCAAACAGAGGCAUUGAAGUCUACACUGAUUCAGAUUAG